AUGUUCUGUGAUAAAGAAUUUAUUUUAAUUUUAAUAUAUUUAUUUAUUGUUUCUCAUGUUUAUUCUAAUGAGAGACAAUUUUCAACACAAAAACGUUUACAAUACAAAAAUCAUGUUAAACAAAUGUUUUAUCAUGCAUAUGAUUCAUAUUUAAAGUAUGCAUAUCCAUAUGAUGAAUUACGUCCAUUAACAUGUGAUGGUUAUGAUACUUGGGGAAGUUAUUCAUUGUCACUUGUUGAUGCAAUUGAUACAUUAGCUGUACUUGGAAAUAAUACAGAAUUUGCUCGUGUUUAUACACUUAUUCAAAAUUUAGAUAUUGAACGUGAUAUUAAUGUUAGUGUAUUUGAAACAAAUAUUCGAGUUAUUGGUGGUCUUCUUUCUGCUCAUCUUCUUGCUAAACGUAUGAAUGUUUCUGUUAAUUCUACAUGGCCAUGUACAGGACCAUUACUUGAUCUUGCUGUUAGUCUUGCCGAUAAACUUUUACCAGCUUUUGAUACUGAAACAGGAAUUCCUUAUGGUACAGUAAAUUUAGUUUGGGGUGUACCAAUUGGAGAAACAAAUAUUACAUGUACUGCCGGUGGUGGAACAUUUUUAAUUGAAUUUGGAACAUUAUCUCGUCUUACCGGUGAUCCUAAAUAUGAACGUGCUGCAUUAAAAGCUUUAAAAGGUCUUUGGUCAAAACGAUCAUCAAUUAAUCUUGUAGGAAAUCAUAUAAAUAUUCAAACAGGUGAAUGGACAGCAUAUGAUUGUACAAUUGGUUCUGGUGUUGAUUCUUAUUUUGAAUAUUUAGUUAAAGGUGCAAUUUUAUUUCGACAACCAGAAUUAAUAUAUAUGAUGAAUGAAUAUAUCAAAGCAAUUGAUGCAUAUAUGAGUGAUGGUACAGGAUGGUUUGUUUAUGCAAAUUAUCAACAAGGUAGAAAAACAAUGCCAUUAUUUGCAUCACUGGAUGCUUUUUAUCCAGGUUUGUUGACAUUACUUGGUAAACUUGAUCGAGCACGUGAAACUUUAUAUGCAUAUCAUACAAUAUGGAGAAAAUAUGGUUCAAUGCCAGAAUUUUAUAAUCUUGCACAACAUGAUUGUGCGCAAGGAAGAGAAGGUUAUCCAUUAAGACCAGAACAUAUUGAAUCAAUAAUGUAUUUAUCGAAAGCAACUAAUGAUGAUACAUUUUUAUUUAUGGCUGCUGAUAUAUUUGAUGCAAUUGAAUCUUGUUGUAAAACUUCAUGUGGAUAUACAUCAUUAAAAAGUGUAAAAGAUCAUCAUCUUGAUAAUCGUAUGGAAUCAUUUUUUCUUGCUGAAACAAUAAAAUAUCUUUAUUUAAUAUUUGAUGAAGAUAAUUUUUUACAUUCAAAUGGAGAAUAUGCUACAGAACAUCAAACAUCUUUAGGUUCAUGUUUUCUUGAUACGGGUUAUGUUUAUAAUACAGAAGCACAUCCAAUUGAUAUUGGUUCACUUGAUUGUUGUACAUCAUCAUUUAUAGAUGAAAAAUCAUUGAAUAAAAAUGAAAAAAAUUUAUUGACACAAGAACAAAUGAGAUGGUUAGGAAAUUUAUUAUUAAAUCAAGAUAAAGAAGAAUUAUCUAGUAUAUUAAAGAGAAAUUAUAGUCUAUUAACAUGUUCAUCUUUAACUUUUGAACAACGUUUUUCUCUUUAUGGUGAAAUUUUAACAUAA
Rotaria sordida is the source of this 1668-nucleotide messenger RNA. Lineage: Eukaryota; Metazoa; Rotifera; Eurotatoria; Philodinida; Philodinidae. The record is from the annotation of a GenBank genome assembly.